Messenger RNA from Macrosiphum euphorbiae (potato aphid), 2574 nucleotides. NCBI's taxonomy places the organism in Eukaryota, Metazoa, Arthropoda, Insecta, Hemiptera, Aphididae. The record is from the annotation of a GenBank genome assembly.
AUGAAGGUAUCACCACUGUUGCCACAGACGUCGGCAAAAAAACAAGAAGAAGUUCCUCUUCACGACAACUCGGAAGCCACCACUAACUGUUUGAAACGCCGUCGGCUUCAUUCGCAGACGAAUAUUAUAAUCAAUGGUCACUAUCGACAUAGUAAACACCAUUACCCACGGCACGACGACAAAUCGUCAUCAAUGGAUUGUUUCGACACCAUUAGCAACAGCGUUAACGGAAACAGCAACAGCAGUUGUAACAGCAGCAAUAGUGGCGAAGACGCGAGCGAUUGUGACGAUUCACCGAUGAGACCUAACAGUCACCCAAGCCAACAAUACCCAGAAGGGGGGACGUCAACGCCGUCGCCUGCACAUCACAAUAAGAAGGAUGGCUAUCAACAGACUACUACAGUCGCCAAUAAUAACAAUUUUAGUAAUGGAGGAGAUUGUAUGACACCGGCAAUAAGACAUACUGUACAACAGCAAGCAACCAAUAGUGAUGAUAAAAUCACAUUAUCGUUGUCAACACACUCUGAAAAAAAUAAUGACAGUGAAACCUACAACAUUACAAAUGAACCGAUAUUGUCGUCAAGUUCAGUUAAAAACCUAAAUAAAAAUACAACGAUUAAUGAGAAAACUCCGUCUAUGGUAAACACUGAUUUUGAUGAACCUAUAGUAACAGCCAAUGAUAUUAACAGUGACACUAGUAAUGAUGAUUGUUUGUCUCAAUCGCCUUUGAACUUAACCCGUUCCCAAGGGUCAUCAGAAGAAGGUGGCAACAAGAGUGAAGACGACGAAGGCGAAUAUGAUGACGAUAGCGAAGAAAAAAACGGUAUUGGUAAUUCCAUUAAUGAGGAUGAAAAUAUGGUCAAUGGUCAUAACAUACCAACAACAGAAAUUCCAUUUCCUUGGAAUAUUACCUCGGCUAAUAAUAAACAAAAACAGCAACAUCAGGAUGAUAAAAUCACAGCACCACCACCUCAACUUUUGUUAACAUCUGGUCAACUUACUACGGGAUGCUUACAAGCAGCUCAAUUGCUAAUACCAACAGCUCGAGGUAUUAUGACACAAACAAUUUUGGCCAUUCCCAUUAAUGAUAUGGUAUCUUCUGCAAUCACAACUCCUACUUCAAAUCAGCAACAACUACAGCAACAGUUAUUAUAUCACUCAACAAAUAGUGUUCGACAAAAAAAUAUUAACCGACAACAGCUCAAUCAAACUUGUCAACCGUCAUUAUCCUUACCACUCAAUCGUUAUUUUCAACAACACCAAACUACAGCUGAUGAUACGACUACUGCCAGUGGUGACCCCGACAAUGUUAAUAAUGAUAAUAAUAAUUACGAUGGUAGUAUGAUUAAUAAUGACACAGUUACAGCAGAUCACUAUAAUAAUAUUCAACGACGAAAAUGGCAAUCUCCUGACCUUAAUAGCAAAAAACACAACUUUUUAACACCUCAACAAAAGCUAUUACCUCGCACCAAGAAUGAGGAAAGCAGUGAUUCGAUGAAUGUACAACGUUCAAAAGAAUCGUCUAUGGUUCAAAUACCAACGGGCACAAAUGGAGAUUGUCGCAUUUAUUCAACCAAUAAUGCUGCUUCAAUUGUUACUGCUGUGACACCAAUGUCACCUCCUACACUCAGGCGUAAUGACGGUAGUAAUGGAGGAGGUGUAGAAGUAAUUCAACGUCAAACUGUAUGGCCAACAGCAAUUACAACAACCGAUCAACAUAAUGGUGGCGAUGAAACGGAAAAUGAAGAAGAUAAACAACAGCCACAUCAGCCUUCCCAUGUUAUAUCUCCUGCGCCUCCAACGUCUUCCGCCAACAUAAAUUCUUUAAAGUCAUUAGCACCGCCAUCUUCACAACUCAACUGCCACAUAAAACAAUCCAAGGAUGAGGACUCGAACUCUGCAGCUGCUGCAGCAGCGGCUGCAUAUAAUCAGCAAAAUGCUAUUUGCACAGCACUCGCCACACACAUGCUAUGUGCUUCACAACUCGCCGCUGCACAACAACCAAUAUUUGAGAAUCUGGAAAGUGGCAACCCCGCUAAAAAACCAAAUAAUGUAUACAAUAACAAUAAUAAUAACAUCAAAACAAAUAAUAUGAUGGGCGUAGUGAACCCAGCCGUUUUGGAGAAAUGGAUGAUGGAGGAGAGGUAUUAUUACAAUAAUAACAAUAACAACAACAAAAACAUUACUGGUGGUCACUCACAUCACCAGAGGUAUAACGCAGCCGCCGCAGCGGCUGCUGCAGCAGCAGCUGUCGAAUUGUUGAGUGGUGGAGUCUCUGCAUCGUCAAGUGGUGGCGGUGGUGACAGCUUAGCGUCGUGCAAAAAACGAAAAAGACGCACUUCAUUUACACCACACGCCCUAGAAUUGUUAAACGGUCAUUUUGAACGCAACACACACCCAUCAGGAUCUGAAAUCACUGGACUGGCACACAGAUUGGGCUACGAACGUGAAGUGAUACGCAUUUGGUUUUGCAAUAAACGUCAGGCGUUGAAGAACACUGUUCGCACUAUAAAUGGCAGCGGUCCGGCCCAUAUGACUGGCACAAAAUCUCAUAACAAUACAAGUGGUUACUAA